AUUACUUUUACAGUUAAGGUUAUAUAUUAUUUUAUUACAUUUUUUAUAUAAAUAGUGAUGAAAAAGCUACCGAAACUAUCAAAAAAGGUUUGCAUAAACGCGAAAAAAGUCCCUGUAACGCUCCCUAAAUGUCCUCCGCCAGUUUUAACAUUAAACAACGGCAUAAAAAUGCCUUCCUUCGGUCUCGGUACAUGGCUAGCCCCUCCAGGAGAAGUUGGAGAGGUCGUCAAACAAGCCAUAGAGGUCGGGUACAGACUUUUCGAUUGUGCUUGGCUUUACGGUAACGAAAAAGAAAUAGGCGAGGGUUUAAGAAGUAAAAUUUCAGAAGGUUCUGUAUACAGAGAAGAUUUAUUCAUUUGUACUAAAUUGUGGAAUACGUUUCACGAACAAGAGAAAGUAGUACCGGCUUGUAGAGCAUCUUUGAAGAAUUUCGGGUUGAAUUAUUUGGAUCUCUAUUUAAUACAUUUUCCAACGGCACAAAAAGGUAGACGUGUAAAUCCAAAGUUGCCAUUCAAAAACGCCGAGAAUUUGGAUUACGAUUACGUUAAAACUUGGAAAGGUAUGGAGGAAUGUGUGAAACUAGGAUUAACGAAAUCUAUCGGUAUAUCCAAUUUUAAUAGCCAACAGGUAAUGAGAGUCUUAGAUAAUUGUGAUAUAACACCGGUGAUAAAUCAGAUAGAGGUGACGCCCUUUUUGCCACAACAUAAACUUAUCAAAUUUUGUAAAAGCAACUUUAUAGAAAUCAUGGGAUAUUCUCCUUUGGGUUCUCCAGCAAGACCUUGGGCCAAACCGGAUGAUAAAAUGUUAUCUUUAGAAGAUCCUACUCUUAUUAAUAUCGGAGAGAGAUAUAAGAAAUCCGGUUCUCAAGUUGUUCUACGUUAUGUAUUCCAAUUAGGAACAAUACCAAUUCCGAAAACCUCCAAUCUCCAAAGACUUAAACAUAAUAUUAGUAUUUUUGACUUUGAGCUUGAUCAUAAUGAAAUGUGUGCUAUUAAUCAGGCAUUCAAGAACGGAGUUAGAGUAUGUCACGCUGAAGAAUUGAAAGACAAUAUUCAUUAUCCAUUCCAUCUAGUAGAAGAGUGAAUUUUUUUUAAGAAAAAUCAAAUAAAAUUUUUAAAAUCA
This is a messenger RNA of Diorhabda carinulata, 1122 nucleotides long. RefSeq names its product aldo-keto reductase family 1 member B1-like. Gene Ontology annotation, molecular function: aldose reductase (NADPH) activity. The record is from RefSeq and is a predicted model, not a curated record. Gene Ontology annotation, cellular component: cytosol. NCBI's taxonomy places the organism in Eukaryota, Metazoa, Arthropoda, Insecta, Coleoptera, Chrysomelidae. The transcript has a single exon. Bases 58 to 1083 code for a protein of 341 amino acids.